Molecule: messenger RNA, 414 nt
Organism: Hevea brasiliensis (rubber tree)
Lineage: Eukaryota; Viridiplantae; Streptophyta; Magnoliopsida; Malpighiales; Euphorbiaceae
Product: signaling peptide TAXIMIN 2-like
Exons: 5
Coding region: 1-414 (137 amino acids)
Source: RefSeq, a predicted model, not a curated record
AUGUAUAAUGGCAUAUUGAACAAGAGGUGGGAUGGAUCGUUGGAUCUGCUUGCUGACUGGAGUAAGAGUAUGACGCGACUUUUGGUAGUUGUGCCAUGUGCUUCUGAUUCUUUGGCUAGAGACAAACUAGCCUUUGUCAAUGCAUGCCAUCGAAAGGAGAUGAUGAGAAGAAAGAUUAGAAAAAGUUUGCAAGAAAUAGGAGAUUGCAGGCCUUAUGGGUUCUUGCUGGGCUUGCCAUUUGCUUUGGUUGCUCUGCUUUUGUCUCUUAUUGGUGCUGUCGCCUGGAUCAUUGGGACUAUACUGAGUUGCUUGUGCCCAUGUUGUGUAUGUUGUGCUGGUCUGGCCAAUUUGGCAAUAGAUAUUAUAAAGCUUCCCUUCAAAAUACUUAAAUGGUUCGCUGAUAUUCCUUGUUAA